This is a messenger RNA of Mauremys reevesii (Reeves's turtle), 1918 nucleotides long. It is a transcript of the gene TMPRSS12, whose product is annotated as transmembrane serine protease 12. Lineage: Eukaryota; Metazoa; Chordata; Testudines; Geoemydidae. The record is from RefSeq and is a predicted model, not a curated record. Bases 169 to 1233 code for a protein of 354 amino acids. The transcript has 5 exons. Gene Ontology annotation, molecular function: serine-type endopeptidase activity. Gene Ontology annotation, biological process: acrosome reaction; proteolysis.
GCGCUGCGCGUGCUCACGCCGCCCACUGUUGGAACCACAUUUUCCAUUACUCUGGUGUGACACGACGGCGCUUGCGCAGAGAGGAUUUCCCCCCCCCCAGAGUGUCAUGGCCCAUGAGUCUGUGCGACAACCUUCCCAUGUAUCUCCAGGGCAUACUUGACAUAGGCCAUGAAUCACAGAGCAAUGCAGGGCAUGUGCUGGGAGGGGCCGGUAGGGUUCUUGCUGCGCCCACCUCGCUCUGCCGCCAGAGUAGUACGGGUGCUAAUAAAUCAGGCCAUCAAGUAUGUGCCCCUUGGCCGAAGUAUGAGGUUGGGUCACGAGAACCACGGUUCAGCCUGCGGAGAGCGGGUACUGGUGGAUAUGAUAUCAGGACCUCGGAUCGUAGGUGGACAUGAUGCACAGCUCGGAGCAUGGCCGUGGCAAGUUAGUCUCCAAGUUUACCAGUAUGGUGUAGGAUUUAAACAUCUGUGCGGUGGAUCUUUAGUUAAUGAGUAUUCAGUGCUGACAGCAGCGCAUUGUGUUAGACGACAAAUGGACCCAUACUACUGGAGGGUUGUGAUUGGCCUUCAUGAUAUUUCCAGACCUGAGAGACAUACUGUGAAACAUAGUGUUAGAGAGAUUAUUGUCCAUUCAGAAUUCCGGAUAGAGACGUUUGAAAAUGAUAUUGCAUUAUUUAAACUAUAUAAAUCUGUAAGCUACAAUGACUAUAUUCAGCCCAUCUGCUUACCCUUUGUUCACAUUCAUCUAAACAUCAACAACCAAACAAAGUGCUUCAUAAGUGGUUGGGGUAGUAUUUCAGAGAAAGGUGAAGGCUCACCUAUAUUACAAGAAGCUCAAGUAGACAUUAUUCCUUCUGAUAUUUGUAAUGGUUUUGAAUGGUAUGAAGGAAUGGUUAAUAAUAAUAUGUUUUGUGCUGGCUUUGAAUCUGGAGGUAUCGAUAGCUGUCAGGGAGAUAGUGGUGGACCAUUAGUGUGCUAUCACCUGGAUACCAGCAAAUAUUACCUGAUAGGGAUUACCAGUUUUGGAUUUGGAUGCGGCCGACCCAAACUUCCUGGGAUCUAUGUACGUGUCUCUCGAUAUAGAAGGUGGAUAAAAGCUCGCCUUUUGCUGGCCAGCAAAGCCACCAGGACCCUGAGCAUUAUACUUGCUCUGAUUCUUUUGACUGUGGGGUGGACACACACAUCAUUUGGUUACACUAGAGACUUCAGGGGCCUCUCUGAGAUUGCCACAUGAACUCUGCAUCAACAGGCAGCCACGCAUGACUUUUAUGAAUAAGUAUCCUUAAUGAAUGUGUAUAAAUGCUACUUGUUUAGUAAAAGGCUUUUUUUUUCUUUUAUCUAGCUAACUCACCUAUGUACACAGCCUGUAAUAAAGCAUUUUUGAACUAUUAUCACAGGUAUAAGUAAAAACUAUGCACAAUAGAGAAAGAUAUUGUACAAUUGCAUUAGUAUAUUCUGUGGGGCUUGAACUUUACAAACAUGAUGAAAACCAGCCUGUUUUCUAGAAUGUUGUUACAAGAUUAUAGUUGUUGUUCAUUAAAUAAAGGACCAUUAAAGAAAAUGUGCAUUACAGUGGUUAGCGGGCACAGCAUAGCGGUCCGUUGUUUGUUAAGGUAAAGCAGAAAAUGUAUAAUUUAAGCAAAUCAUAAUGUGUUUUCUAUUCUAGGCUUAAAGGGACAUAGUCAUGUAAGUGAUUUUUCAAUACUGUAACAUCUUAGGAUCUUUAAAAUAAAAUGUAUUUUCCACCAAGAUUGAUACAGAUUUUGUUUUGUUUGUGGAAAAAACAAUUUAACUGAUUCAUGUCCUGGCAUGUUUGUGCACCAGAAUAGUCUUGUCAGUAGAGUUCUGUAGAAAUGGUUUGGGGUUAAAAGGACACCCCCAUCACCUUGAAAUCUAGCUAAUAAAAAUUGUUAAAAGUA